Messenger RNA from Trematosphaeria pertusa, 465 nucleotides. RefSeq lists its product as uncharacterized. The record is from RefSeq and is a predicted model, not a curated record. Lineage: Eukaryota; Fungi; Ascomycota; Dothideomycetes; Pleosporales; Trematosphaeriaceae. Bases 1 to 465 code for a protein of 154 amino acids. The transcript has a single exon.
AUGGCCGACCCCGUCACACUCACAGCCCUCAGUCCCCGCAAAGCCGUCGCCGACGCUCUCCACCGCUGCAUGCUCGGCAUCGACAGCAACAACCGGGCCCUGUUCGAGUCAAGCUGCCUGAAGAACGAAAGCAUGACCGUUGUCGCCGGCCCCAUGACCUUCGAGGGCUGGCCCGCCAUCAGUGACUUCUUUUUCAGGCUCUUCGACCUCGUCACCACGCAUAUCACCAGCAAUAUCCGCGUUGAGCUGAAGGACGGCGCGGACACGGCGUCCAUGAGCGCCCACGUGCUAGCGUAUCAUGUGCGGCCGGACGAUGCGUUCACGCCCGAGGAUACGUCGUACACGGGGGCGUGCUUGUACUGGAUAGAUCUUGUCAAGGAUUGCGGCGACGGCUUGUGGAGGAUUAAGAAGUGGGAGAUUAAGAUUCUGUGGAGUACGGGGGAUAGAGCGGUUCUCCAUGGAUGA